Molecule: messenger RNA, 965 nt
Organism: Phytophthora sojae
Lineage: Eukaryota; Oomycota; Peronosporomycetes; Peronosporales; Peronosporaceae
Exons: 2
Coding region: 396-965 (189 amino acids)
Source: RefSeq, a predicted model, not a curated record
UAAGCCGGCAGAUGGCGGCUAUCUCGCGCGAUGGACCGCGGCUGGCAGUCCGCCAGCAGCAACCAAGGCAACAUCGCCAGCGCCGACCCAAGAAGCGCUCGGCAGCUCCGUUACAAAGCGCGAUUUGCGUCCCUUCACCGCGAUAACAGCCAGCUGAAGGACAGGCCUCUAGCUGCUGCUGCGUGGCGCACUUGCAUUUCUCCACUUCUUCGGCGGCAACGGCUGCGGGACAUUGAAACACACAAGAGCGAGCCAUUACUGCGGCUGUGGCCAGUUGGCGCGAGGCGCGACACACUACUCACUCUCACACCUAAACGAGAGCGCAGAGGCUCAGAAGCUCUACUCCCUCCAUCGCUGCAAGUCCGGCACCUCACCGCAACACAAGCCAUUGCAGCAUGUACCGCGAGGGAUACCUCAUCAAGUGCGGGCGCAGCACGUAUGACCCACCGCAACUGCUCUUCUGCGUGUUCGAGGACGGCGUGGUCAAGUACUUCCAGGAGAAGGGCGGCAUGUUCGUGGGCGAGCUCGAGCUGGCGGGCCACGUGACCAAGGUGCGCGUGGAGAAGUCCGCGCCCGGCAAGUUCCCGUACCGCUUCUCCGUGUCCUCGGCGGAGGUGGUGCGCGUCGAGGGCCGACGCAUGAAGCUCGGCGAGGCGCGCAUGACCGAGUUCGCGGCGCCGACCAACGACCUGAUGAAGGAGUGGGCCAACUCGCUGCACCUGUGGCGCCGCAUGAACUGGAAGGAGAACGUCAAGUUCUUCGACAACUCGAGCGAACUCUCGCAGGCCGAAGAGCUGGAGACGCUGCAGCUGCAGAUGCACACGAUGAAGACGGUGCGCGGCCGCUCGACCUCCGGCGCCAAGUUCAGGACGCCGUUCGUCAACAUCAUGCACGGACAGCCCUCGCCCACGAUCAAGAAGCUGCGUCAGAUGAUCAUGCACACGGGGUCCACGGCGUGCGCGUAA